Cercocebus atys (sooty mangabey) is the source of this 2343-nucleotide messenger RNA. It is a transcript of the gene IKBKG, whose product is annotated as inhibitor of kappa light polypeptide gene enhancer in B-cells, kinase gamma. Gene Ontology annotation, biological process: positive regulation of canonical NF-kappaB signal transduction. NCBI's taxonomy places the organism in Eukaryota, Metazoa, Chordata, Mammalia, Primates, Cercopithecidae. The transcript is spliced from 11 exons. The coding region runs from base 696 to 1757 and encodes 353 amino acids. Gene Ontology annotation, molecular function: K63-linked polyubiquitin modification-dependent protein binding. Gene Ontology annotation, cellular component: cytoplasm; IkappaB kinase complex; nucleus. The record is from RefSeq and is a predicted model, not a curated record.
UUCCGCGGGCCUGCAGAGCCUGGCUGACUCAGAUUUUCUCUCCGGAGCGGGAUGCGGCCUUACCGCGACCUCGCACUUCUCACCGGCUUCCCGUGUUCCCCGGGGCGGGGCUUGUAUGUUUUUACUUCCGGAUCCCACAGCUAUGACACCGGAAGCCGGAAGCGGGGAUUUCGACGGCGGAGAAGGAAAGGGCGACCGCGGAACUGGAACUUUCUCGGAGCGCCGGGGCCCUACCUGCGUUCACAGUCCGCCGCUCCCACCCUUCUCACGUUUGACGGACUCUGCUGACAGCCCCUGCCCUGUUGGAUGAGCAGGCACCUCUGGAAGAGCCAACUGUGUGAGAUGGUGCAGCCCAGUGGUGGCCCGGCAGCAGAUCAGGACGUGCUGGGUGAAGAGUCUCCUCUGGGGAAGCCAGCCAUGCUGCACCUGCCUUCAGAGCAGGGCGCUCCUGAGACUCUCCAGCGCUGCCUGGAGGAGAAUCAAGAGCUCCGAGAUGCCAUCCGGCAGAGCAACCAGAUGCUGCGAGAGCGCUGCGAGGAGCUUCUGCAUUUCCAAGCCAGCCAGAGGGAGGAGAAGGAGUUCCUCAUGUGUAAAUUCCAAGAGGCCAGGAAACUGGUGGAGAGACUCAGCCUGGAGAAGCUCGACCUGAAGAGGCAGAAAGAGCAGGCUCUGCGGGAGGUAGAGCAUCUGAAGAGAUGCCAGCAGUCUCAGAGAGGCUGAGAGAGAUCCCCUGCUGGGGCUGCAGCCGCAAGGCCACCGGGUUCAGCCCUCAAGGCCUGCUUGCCGGGGCAGUGACUAAGCCGUUGACAACCUCAAGGCAGCUUUGUGCUCCUUCGUCUCUUUGGGGAUCUCUUUUGGCCCCAUCUGUGUGUCUCACCCUGUGGCGGAGGGUUAAGCAGAUGGCUGAGGACAAGGCCUCUGUGAAAGCCCAGGUGACAUCCUUGCUCGGGGAGCUGCAGGAGAGCCAGAGUCGCUUGGAGGCUGCCACUAAGGAAUGCCAGACUCUGGAGGGUCGGGCCCGGGCGGCCAGCGAGCAGGCGCGGCAGCUGGAGAGUGAGCGUGAGGCACUGCAGCAGCAGCACAGCGUGCAGGUGGACCAGCUGCGCAUGCAGGGCCAGAGCGUGGAGGCCGCACUCCGCAUGGAGCGCCAGGCUGCCUCGGAGGAGAAGCGGAAGCUGGCCCAGUUGCAGGUGGCCUAUCACCAGCUCUUCCAAGAAUACGACAACCACAUCAAGAGCAGCCUGGUGGGCAGCGAGCGGAAGCGAGGAAUGCAGCUGGAAGAUCUCAAGCAGCAGCUCCAGCAGGCCGAGGAGGCCCUGGUGGCCAAACAGGAGGUGAUCGAUAAGCUGAAGGAGGAGGCCGAGCAGCACAAGAUUGUGAUGGAGACCGUUCCGGUGCUGAAGGCCCAGGCGGACAUCUACAAGGCGGACUUCCAGGCUGAGAGGCAGGCUCGGGAGAAGCUGGCCGAGAAGAAGGAGCUCUUGCAGGAGCAGCUGGAGCAGCUGCAGAGGGAGUACAGCAAACUGAAGGCCAGCUGUCAGGAGUCGGCCAGGAUCGAGGACAUGAGGAAGCGGCAUGUUGAGGUCUCCCAGGCCCCCUUGCCCCCCGCCCCCGCCUACCUCUCCUCUCCCCUGGCCCUGCCCAGCCAGAGGAGGAGCCCCCCUGAGGAGCCACCUGACUUCUGCUGUCCCAAGUGCCAGUAUCAGGCCCCUGAUAUGGACACCCUGCAGAUACAUGUCAUGGAGUGCAUUGAGUAGGGCCGGCCAGUGCAAGGCCACUAGCUGCCGAGGACAUGCCCGGGACCGUGCAGUCUGCGCUUUCCUCUCCCACCUGCCUAGCCCAGGAUGAAGGGCUGGGUGACCACAACUGGGAUGCCACCUGGACCCCCACCCAGGAGCUGACCGCGGCGCCUUACGCUUCAGCUCUUGGUCCACUGGUCGCCUCUUUUAGGGUAGAUGCGGCCCUGAUCAGGCCUGACUCGCUGCUCUUUUUGUUCCCUUCUGUCUGCUUGAACCACUUGCCUCGGGCUAAUCCCUCCCUCUUCCUCCACCCCGCACUGGGGAAGUCAAGAAUGGGGGCCUGGGGCUCUCAGGGAGAACUGCUUCCCCUGGCAGAGCUGGGUGGCAGGUCUUCCUCCCAACGGACACCGACCCACCCACCGCUGUGCCCUGGGAGUGCUGCCCUCGUACCGUGCACACGGGUGCUCUCCUUUUGGGCUGCAUGCUAUUCCAUUUUGCAGCCAGACCGAUGUGUAUUUAACCAGUCACUAUUGAUGGACAUUUGGGUGGUUUCCAAUGUUUUUGUUACCAUAAAUAAUGGCGUAGUAAAAAUCCUUGUGCAUUA